AUGAAAUCAAUUGGGAUUAAUCUUGGUUUAUCAUCCUACAAUGACCUUCUUCGCUGCAUUUGUAAUCGAAAUCUUAAGUUCAAUCCAUCUGGACUUGUCUCAGAAGCAACUGAUUUGAUGAUGGCCAUGAGAUCAUCUGGUGUCACCCCAACCACUGUUAGUUUCAACAUUUUGUUAUCUUGUUUAACCAGAGCUCGUAGGGUGAAGGAAGCUUGCAAUAUCCUUUCUUCAAUGAUGAAUGGAGAGGUGAAAUCUUCCCCAGAUCAGGUAACAUAUUAUCUAGUCCUCAAAGUCCUGUAUUUGACAAAUAGGAUUACUAAAGCCAAUAGAAUUUUGGAUAAGUUGAUUAGUAAUGGAGUGAUGGUUGAAGCUCGGUUCUUUCAUUGCUUGAUUGGCAUUCUUUGUGGAAUCGAAAAUGUAAACUGCGCUGUAGAAAUGUUUGAGAAGAUGAAAAGUCAAUGUAGGGAGAACUUAGGGCCAACAUAUGAUUUAUUGAUAGAGAAGCUUUGCAGAAAUGGAAAUUUUGGGUUAGGAAAACAUUUUUAUGAUGAGGCAAUAGAGAAUGAUGUAGUACUCAAAAUUUCAAGUGAUUUACUGGAUCCCUUGAAGACCCAAGUGUUUAAGCCAGCAAGAUCAGAAGAAAAGAUCAUCCUGGGUGAAUAUAAGGGCAAGGUACUGCUUAGACGUAGAAGAGGCACCAAGAGAUAA
Messenger RNA from Dendrobium catenatum, 708 nucleotides. Its product is annotated as pentatricopeptide repeat-containing protein At5g61370, mitochondrial-like. Gene Ontology annotation, molecular function: protein binding. Bases 1 to 708 code for a protein of 235 amino acids. The record is from RefSeq and is a predicted model, not a curated record. NCBI's taxonomy places the organism in Eukaryota, Viridiplantae, Streptophyta, Magnoliopsida, Asparagales, Orchidaceae. The transcript has a single exon.